Molecule: messenger RNA, 1384 nt
Organism: Callorhinchus milii (elephant shark)
Lineage: Eukaryota; Metazoa; Chordata; Chondrichthyes; Chimaeriformes; Callorhinchidae
Product: androgen-induced gene 1 protein
Exons: 6
Coding region: 99-806 (235 amino acids)
Cellular component (GO): membrane; endomembrane system
Source: RefSeq, a predicted model, not a curated record
GUGAGGGCCUGUGUGUGGGUGUGUGGGUGUGAGGGGGAGGCCCUCCCUGAGCGGCCGGUAGGGGCGCGCGGCACUGGGCGGUGACUGGUCGGGGCAGUAUGUCCGGGCCCCCGCGCGCCGCCCGCCUGGCGCUGCACCUGGCGCUGCUGCUCUGGUAUCUCUUCAUCCUGAGCCGCAACCUGGGCCUGAGCGAGCGGCACCCGGGAGCCGCCACCUACGGCGGCCGCUGGAAGUACCUGACCUUCCUGGACCUGGUCCUGCAAGCCAUCUUCUUUGGGAUCUGUGUGCUCAUGGACCUGCUGGCUUUGGCAGCCAAACGUGGGCGGAGGCUUCAGAGCCUGGCCCAGCACGUGAACACGCUACAAGACCGGAUAUUCACAAACCUGGCCUUCCCCGUGGGCUCUUUUGUGGUGCUGAGUUUCUGGCUCCUCUAUGUCUAUGAUCGGGAGCUGGUUUACCCCAGAGAGAUGGACGACAUUAUUCCCCAGUGGCUGAACCAUGCAAUGCACUCUGUGAUCCUGAUGCCGCUGCUAAUGGAGGUCUGGCUGGUGUCACAUCACUACCCAUCACGGGUGAGCGGCCUGGUCAUGCUCUCAGCGUUCUGCUCUCUUUACUUAAUCUGGGUGAUGUGGAUUCACUCUGUGUCGGGAAUCUGGGUCUACCCCAUCCUGGCUAAGCUCAACCCUGUCGCCAAGGUCGUCUUCUUAGCAGUAGCUGUUAUUUCAACAGCCCCACUGUAUCUCCUAGGGGAGAAACUCGAGCACAUCAGAUGGGGUAAUGUGCACUGGACUCAGAAAAUUAAAUGAAAGCCUUUCUGUACAAUGACCAGAUGCGGGCUCAAAAUGAUUUUGUAUCCUUGAUUCUCCGAUUAGCAACUAUUGUAAUGAACUCCAUCCUUCGCUAUGGCAUGGACUUGCCUUGCUCUCCCUGUUUUGUUGCUUUUAAACAAAGUUAGAAAUACAGAAAUGUGUAGGUAACUAAAGAUCCUCCUCUUCGACCCGUGCCCUCAGUCACCCUCCUACCCCUACCCUCCCUGCCCUCCACCCUUCCUGAUCCCAACCACCAGCUUGGGUGCGGAUCCCUGACUGUCCAGCGCCUUGGGACGUCCUCCUAAUGUGAAAUGCGCUAAACAAAUGUAAUUUGUUGUUGUAGCAGUGUGACCAACCGUAACCAUUCCUACUCAGGUCCAUCCACAUCCCACCUCAAUCCCAACUUUUAAUUGUGUUGGUAAUGUUCAAAGAUCAGGCAGGGAAUUGGUGUCUAAGAAAGAUCUUUAUAGAAAAAAACAAGCUUCAAUUGUACUGGAGAUUCAAGCACAGCUCUGACUGUCCACAGUUCCAGGACCUGACCAACGAUUUUUAAAUAAAAUGAUUUGAGAAAUUUA